AUGAUCCCUUUUCCAAGAGUUCAGGGAUUUCCAGAAGGGUGUGGAAAUACUAACCAUCUUCCUUCUCCGGAUCUCUCUUUCCCUUUUUACUAUGCCGCCAAACAACUCAGACGACCUUUUGGAGAUGUUCUUAAAGAGAUGUGUAAUUCUGAUAGCAGUACUCCCAUUUGUGUUACUUCGGACAUGUUCUUACCUUGGACACAUGAUUCAUGUCGCAUGUUCAAUAUUCCUAGGAUUGUCUGUGGUGGGAUGGCUUCAGUUCCAUUUCCAAUACACAAAAAUGACUCCCCUGGCUCAGUUAGGCCCGGUGAUGAUAACAAUCCAAUGCGGGCAAUUCUGGCAGAGCUUUUACAGGCAAAUCAUAGCAGCUGGGGUACGUUGGUUAACAGUUUCGAAGAGCUGGAAGAGGACCAAAUUGUCCAGCCACUUCUACUUCUUGGUCACAUUAAACAAGAUUUGAUGAAUUCAGGGCCCCACAAUGAUCAAAAGCAAUAUAGCCCGCACAUCAAGUGGCUGGAGCAUGAAAUGGAAGAGGUGGUUCCAGGUAAUGUGAUCUAUGUAGCAUUUGGUUCCCAAUCAUAUAUGACAGACGUUCAGAUGGAGGAGAUUGCUCUUGGGUUGGAGAAGGCAGGGCAACCGUUCAUUUGGGUGGUCAGGUCAAGUACAUGGAUCCCACCAGUUGGAUGGAAGAAAAGGAUCAGGGAAAGAGGGCUUGGUCGUACAUGA
Messenger RNA from Populus nigra (black poplar), 726 nucleotides. Its product is annotated as scopoletin glucosyltransferase-like. The coding region runs from base 1 to 726 and encodes 241 amino acids. Lineage: Eukaryota; Viridiplantae; Streptophyta; Magnoliopsida; Malpighiales; Salicaceae. The transcript is spliced from 3 exons. The record is from RefSeq and is a predicted model, not a curated record.